Aureobasidium vineae is the source of this 2976-nucleotide messenger RNA. The record is from the annotation of a GenBank genome assembly. NCBI's taxonomy places the organism in Eukaryota, Fungi, Ascomycota, Dothideomycetes, Dothideales, Saccotheciaceae.
AUGGCCCUAUCGCCCUCGGACUCCAGUGCAAAUGCACGUAACAUCCUGGGCCGCCCUACGCAGUAUUCGUGGAUGCAACAGUCGUCGAUGCUCUCACAGCCACCCCUUCGUGCCUCUGGAAAACACGCCCUGCGACAAGGUCCCACUCCAAUUGCCAGCGACCCGGACACGGUCCAAUACGAGAGUCCCGCAACUGUGCCCCUGCAAUCUCCUCCUCCUCACCAAGUCCGACACAUGCAGGAGAAUGAGAUACCUGAUGCCUCCAAUGCGAGGAACUUUCUCCCUUCGCCCACUCCCAGCGACCACGACAAGUCACCGAGCCCGCCCGCUGCUCGUCAACCUCUGAACGAACCUACUGCUCAUCACUCUCCGAGCCAGCCUGCUCUGCACCAAGCUCCAGCCCAGCCUGCUGCCCUCCUCGCCGGAAAUAGACCUAUCUCUACCACAUCUUCCUCACGACAACCGAGCAUAUCCACCCCAAGUCUGCCACGUCCCUCGGCAUCGGCUACUCCCACGGCGCAUACCCAAUCUCCCCUCUCCAACCACAACAAUGCCCCGCCCUUCGGUCCUCAGUGGUCUCUCGUCUUCCAAAGCGGCGAGUGCACCAAGCGCCUAUCUGACUUCGCCAAGGCUCACGGCAACCUGAGCGAUGCUGACCUUGAGAGAUUGGGUAUUCUUUAUGAUGCCACAACUCAGAACGACUGGUACUUCAUCAUCCUGCUCAUGCUCCUGGCUUGCCACUCUUUGAAUCUCCCAUCACUUCAAUCCGUCCAAGCUCAUCUUCCAAAACACAGCCUCCCCAUGUUUGCGAGGCUUCUGGGAGAACAAUGGGAGGGUGGCGCUUCCUUGAGCAACGAAGUUCAGGUCUUUAUUAGCAGCUUUCCCAAGCCUCUGGACGAGCUGAGAGCCUGUUUGACUGAUCAAUCUUUCAUGCUGGCCGUUCGCCAUAUUGCCAGCUGUCUCUAUCAAAUAACAUUGAAUCUAGACCGUGUGCUCUUGCAGUGCCGCCAGGCAGAAACGCUUCCGACUGUAACGGACCUCAUCGGAGGCCUUGGUAUCCGUUCGCUACUGUUCCAACGAGCAACAUUUCGCUUUCUUCUGCGUAACACCUGGGGCUCGGACAGUGGUCCGAUGGCCGAACUUGCUAUGCGGGAAUUCAUGAUCGAACAACAAAGAUUUGGGGCCGAGNGGGGCCAAUCGACAGAAGUGCGUGGUCAUCAGCAGAAUGUUUACCGCUCCAUCUUCCACCAACACGUACGAUCUACUCAACUUCCGCAUGCUCAGUCGAACCCAGCCACAAAUCUGGCCAACACUACCUCGAUCACUGCUACAGCAGCACAGCAACCCGCCCUUGCUCCAGCUGUGCCUACCUUUCACAACAUUGGGAUGCCUCAGUCACAGUCGCCUCGUCCUGGUCAGAAUCGCGUCCCACCAUCCCAUCAAGCUCAGGCGCCGAUACCAACCAGUCCGCAAUCGCAAACCACUCAGAUGGAGGCGCAGAUGCGUACACAGCGGGAAAUGCAAAUGCGUGCUCGAGCCCAAGCACAGGCUCUGGCACACGCGCACCCACAGCCGCACGCAGUCCAGUCUCCACUUCCUGCUCACUUUCAAAACCAGCAACAACAAGGUGCUUCACUCCCAGCUUCGGCCUACUUCCAAAAUCCUCAAUUUCAACAAGGCGUGACUGCACUGCCGCAUACCGCACUUCAUGACGCCGCCCAGAUGCAAGCACUGAUGAUGUAUCAACAACAGAUGCUUCCGCAACAGCCCAUUCUGCCUUCGAAUUCGCCGUCGACUCCCUCACUUUCAACUCGAAUGUCUCGUCCACAGCAAGGACGAUCAAACCCACCCNCUCGUCUGUUCUUUCCAGGACCAAACCCCGCCGUCNCCCAGCCUGCUCACCCGGACUAUCGCCGAUCAGCGCUUCAUCAAGCUCACUUGCGUAGUCCUGUUCUUGUACCAAAGAGGCCUGACACUUCGAACUCUGCCGCAACCAACGACCACUAUCGUCGUGUUGUGGGCUUUGCCCUUCCGCCUCAUAAGCUAACGAUCAAACCGGUCCAAGAGAUCCCGUUUCAUCUCCCGUCACAAGUUGUUGGACGACUUUUGAAAGUGAAAAUGAGCGCCGACGGCGAUCCUCCGUUCGGGGAAGCCGACAUCAACUCGAUAAUGUUAAGACUCAAAUGCUGCGAAGUCUCGCUAUCACAACCACUCCCAAAUGAGAACAGAUGGGUCCUUCUUGACGGCAGCUGGCCAGUCCAGGCUUACUUUGCAGUCAAUCAGAACCCACUUGAACCAAGACGCAAGUUGCAUCACGGCCGCUACCUCCCUAUCGACAUCACACAUUGCGUCAGUGCGGACCUCAACAAACUUGUUGUCAGAGUAAACCGAUCAAAGUACGACAAAUCACCUUUCAAUUAUGCAGUCGCUAUUGAAGUCGUUGGCUUUGCCACUCGCGACAGUAUCAAAGAGGCUUGCAUGAAGCGACUCGUUCCUUCCGAAAAGAUUUUGGACUCAAUCNAAAAGUCUCUCACUAGCGACGACGAGGAUAUUGUCAUGCAGUCCAACUUUACACUGCAACUCUACGAACCCUUCUCCAAUGCCAGAAUCUUUGAUAUUCCGGUUCGCAGCCGAGAUUGUUUGCACAAGCAAGCUUUCGACCUCGACGUUUUCUUGGAAACUCGUCUUGAGCAACAAUCUCAGCCGCCCAAAGACCGCAUCAGUAAGGUUGACGCAUGGAAAUGUCCCAUUUGCAAGGCCGAUUCUAGGCCGCAGAGCUUAAUAGUUGAUGGCUUCCUAAUGACCGUCCGCGAAACUCUUGCAGCCAAAAACAUGCUGAAGACACGCGCUAUCAAUAUUGAGAUUGAUGGCUCUUGGAUGCCUAUCCCAGAAAGCAACGACGAUGAGGAGNACCGAAGACGAGGCAGCCACAGCACCCAAAAGAGCAUCGCAGUCAUUCUCAUUGAUGAUGACUAG